Messenger RNA from Lagenorhynchus albirostris (white-beaked dolphin), 428 nucleotides. Its product is annotated as mitochondrial import inner membrane translocase subunit Tim8 A-like. NCBI's taxonomy places the organism in Eukaryota, Metazoa, Chordata, Mammalia, Artiodactyla, Delphinidae. The record is from RefSeq and is a predicted model, not a curated record. The transcript has a single exon. Bases 49 to 294 code for a protein of 81 amino acids.
UUGGUGAGUUGGUGCAGAGUUCGUCUCAGCACGCGUGGCCACGCUGGGAUGGAUUCCUCCUCAUCUUCCUCCACAGUGGGUUUGGGCUCGGUUGACUGGCAGCUGCAGCAUUUCAUGGACGUAGAGACUCAGAAGCAGCGCUUCCAGCAGCUGAUGCACCAGAUGACGAAACUUUGUUGGGAAAAGUGCACAGACAAGCCUGGGCCAAAGUUGGACAGUCCGGCUGAGGCCUGUUUUGUGAACUGCAUUGGGCGCUUCAUUGAUACAAGCCAAUUCAACUUGAAUCGACUGUAACAGACCCAGAAACCCAAGCCAGUCUUCUCAGAAAGCUGUUCUGACUGACUUCAGCAUUACCUCUUUGGAAAAGGAAGGUAGUUCAAGAAAAGAAGAGCAGUUGAUGGGAUGGUUGAAGAAAAGGUGGGGGAUCG